AUGGUCACGGACACACGCAGUUACACGGUCACAAACGGUCACACACGGUUACAUGGUCAUGGACACACGCGGUUACACGGUCACAAACGGUUACACACGGUCACAAACGGUCACACGCGUCGGAACCGGCUCCGGCACUCACCACGCUCCUGCCCGCGUUCGCUGCCGCUGCCCGGCUCUUCCGGGGCGCACCACGCCGCCGUCGGCGCCACCGCGAUGCUUCUGGGGACCCCGCCGGUCCCCCCCGCCUCGGCCCCGGGAGCAGGCCCCAAGACCGCUCCAAGCAGAUGCUUCAGCUUGGAUGGGUUCACCAUCCCACAGCUCCUGGUCAAUGGUUUUGCUGCCUUCUUGGUUGAGCUGGUUCGGUUCCUCGGUGAAUCCGUGGUCCAGGUGCUGCUGGUCGGGCUGGUGACAGCCAUCGGUGACCACGUCCUGAAGCCCCUCCUGGUGGCCACAUUCAGCAGCCUCCUGCAGCCCCUGCUGCUGUUCCUGCUCCGGCUCCUCCGCGGCCUCCGGGACCUGGGGGAUCCCCUCAUGGACAUCCUGGCCCGGGCCUGCUCCCAGGUCGCUGUCCUGCUCCGUGCCGUCAGGCUGGUGGAGAUCAACCUAAGGGUGGAGAGAAGGAUGGAUCCUGGGGACAUCGCAAGUGGUUGAGG
Neopsephotus bourkii (Bourke's parrot) is the source of this 656-nucleotide messenger RNA. RefSeq lists its product as uncharacterized. The record is from RefSeq and is a predicted model, not a curated record. The transcript is spliced from 4 exons. Bases 1 to 654 code for a protein of 217 amino acids. NCBI's taxonomy places the organism in Eukaryota, Metazoa, Chordata, Aves, Psittaciformes, Psittacidae.